ACUUUCCAUCAACACAAUGUCAAAUGACAUCAUAAAGUCAAUAGGACGUGCAUCUAGAAUUCAUCAGAAAGGUGAUCCACAACAGGCCUCUGGUAGAACAUUUUUCAUUGAUGUUUCUCAUCAGAACUUGACUACCAUUCCCUCAGAGAUCUUAGAAUUAGAAGACUUAGAAGAAGCGCAUCUGGAAAACAACCAGCUUGAAGCAAUCCCCCAAGGGAUUGAGCAUUUAAAGAACGCCCGGAUCCUCUACCUGAACAAGAACAGGCUGACCGAGCUGUGCCCGGAGCUGGGCAAGCUGAGCAGCCUGGAGGGCCUGGACCUGAGCCACAACCCGCUGCUGCCCUCGUCCCUUCCGGUCCUGAGCGGCCUGCGCACGCUGCGCGAGCUGCGCCUCUACCACACGGGCCUGGCCGAGAUCCCCAUCGCCAUCUGCAAACUCCUGCACCACCUCGAGCUGCUCGGGCUGACCGGCAACAGCCUGAAGUCUCUGCCCAGGGAAAUAGUGAACCAGACCAAACUGAGGGAGAUCUACCUGAAGCAAAACCAAUUUGAAGUCUUUCCUGCGGAGCUCUGUGUUCUCUACAACCUGGAGAUCAUUGACCUGGAUGAGAACAAACUAACUGUCAUCCCAGAAGAGGUUGGGAGCCUGACGAGGCUGCAGAAGUUCUAUGUCGCUUCUAACAGCCUGCCCGUUCUCCCCGAGUCGCUGGGCCACUGCAGCAAACUGUCGGUGCUGGAUUUGUCCCACAACCGCCUCCACUCGAUCCCGCACACCCUGGCCGAGCUAACGGGGAUGACGGAGAUCGGGCUGAGCGGCAACCACCUGGAGAAGGUGCCGCGCCUCCUCUGCAAGUGGCCCUCCUUGCACCUGCUCUACCUCCGCGACACCGGCCUGCGGGGGCUGCGGCGCUCCUUCCGACGGCUGGCCAACUUACGCUUCCUGGACCUCAGCCAGAACCAUCUGGAGCGCUGUCCGUCGGAGAUCGGUGCGCUGAAGAACCUGGAAAUGCUGGCGCUGGAUGAUAAUAAGAUAUGGCAGUUACCCUCAGACUUCGGUUCACUUUCAAAGCUGAAGAUGCUUGGAUUAACGGGAAAUCAGUUCCUUUCAUUUCCAGAAGAAAUCCUUUCUUUAGAGUCUUUAGAGAAAUUAUACAUUGGGCAAGAUCAGGGAGCCAAGUUCACCUCUUUGCCAGAACACAUUAGUAAACUACAGAGUCUUAAAGAGCUGUAUAUAGAGAACAACUAUUUGGAGUACCUGCCCACCUCCUUGGGAUCAAUGCCUAACCUGGAAAUUCUUGACUGCCGCCACAACCGGCUUAAGCAACUUCCAGAUUCCAUUUGCCAAGCACAAGCUUUGAAAGAAUUACUGCUUGAAGACAACUUGAUCACCUGUCUUCCAGAGAAUUUAGAUAGUCUGGUGAAUCUAAAAGUUUUGACACUGAUGGACAACCCCCUGGAUGACCCCCCAAAAGAAGUGUGUACUGAAAGCAUCCAGGCUAUAUGGGCGGACUUUAAGAAAAAAAGAAACAUGAAGAUAAUGGCAACAAAGAUUCAGGCAUGGUGGCGUGGAAUAAUGGUCCAGAAAGGAUUGGGGAGAUUUGAAGAACUGCAAAAAUUGCUAAAGAAGGGAAAGAAUUCUCCAAAAGAUAAGAAAGGAAAAAAGGAUGUAAAAGAAAAAACUGCAAAGAAAAAUAGGAAAUAAUUCUAUAAUGAAUUGAGUGGUACAGCUGCUAUUCCUGAGUUGUCUGGGGCCACCCUGAGACCUUGGGUUGCCAGGUGAGUAAUGAGCGUGUUUUGCCUGCUCAUCUCAACCUGAGGGCUCCCGUGGCCCUCCGUGCGAAGUC
Messenger RNA from Mirounga angustirostris (Northern elephant seal), 1844 nucleotides. It is a transcript of the gene LRRIQ4, whose product is annotated as leucine rich repeats and IQ motif containing 4. The coding region runs from base 17 to 1702 and encodes 561 amino acids. The record is from RefSeq and is a predicted model, not a curated record. The transcript has 6 exons. Gene Ontology annotation, molecular function: protein binding. NCBI's taxonomy places the organism in Eukaryota, Metazoa, Chordata, Mammalia, Carnivora, Phocidae.